This is a messenger RNA of Lineus longissimus, 373 nucleotides long. RefSeq names its product large ribosomal subunit protein eL43. Bases 25 to 303 code for a protein of 92 amino acids. Gene Ontology annotation, cellular component: ribosome. Gene Ontology annotation, biological process: translation. Gene Ontology annotation, molecular function: structural constituent of ribosome. Lineage: Eukaryota; Metazoa; Nemertea; Pilidiophora; Heteronemertea; Lineidae. The record is from RefSeq and is a predicted model, not a curated record. The transcript has 4 exons.
UUCUGCCAUCUCAAACCCGAAGAAAUGGCCAAGCGUACGAAGAAGGUUGGAAUCGUGGGAAAGUACGGUACCCGUUAUGGUGCCUCGCUCCGUAAGACCAUCAAGAAGAUGGAGGUCACGCAGCACUCCAAGUAUACCUGCCAUUUCUGUGGCAAGGAUGCGAUGAAGAGGCACGCUGUUGGAAUCUGGCAUUGCAAGGGAUGCAAGAAGACCGUCGCUGGCGGUGCUUGGAUUUAUGCCACAACCACCGCUGCCUCAGCAAGAAGUGCAGUCCGACGAUUCCGUGAGAUGAAGGACUUGUAAAGACUUGGCUAUUUUUUAUGUAAAUUAAGACUGUAUAGAAGUGAGAAGAAAAAAAAGAUCACAAAAUACA